Messenger RNA from Pezoporus flaviventris, 1357 nucleotides. RefSeq names its product beta-1,4-galactosyltransferase 7 (gene B4GALT7). Gene Ontology annotation, biological process: proteoglycan biosynthetic process; carbohydrate metabolic process. The transcript is spliced from 6 exons. NCBI's taxonomy places the organism in Eukaryota, Metazoa, Chordata, Aves, Psittaciformes, Psittacidae. Bases 84 to 1025 code for a protein of 313 amino acids. The record is from RefSeq and is a predicted model, not a curated record. Gene Ontology annotation, molecular function: xylosylprotein 4-beta-galactosyltransferase activity.
GUCGGAGCCGGGCCCCGUUUCCGGCUGGGAGCGGCGGGCGCAGCCAGCGUGUCCCGCGGCGGCGCCGGGGCCGGGCGAGCGCCAUGGGCCCGGCCCGCCGCAGGGCCGCGCUCCGCCUGCGCGGUGGCGGGUUCUCCGUGUUCCCGUUGUUCUGCCUGGCGCUGCUCCUGGGCUUCGCCUCCCUGCUCUGGCUCCAGCUCAGCUGCUCGGGCGAGGGGCCGGCCCCCGGCGGCGGGCAGAGCUGGGGGGCUCCCCUGCAGCCCUGCCCGCCCCAGGCCCCGCUCCCGCCGGUGGAGGAUGAACCGUCGUGGGGUCCCCAUCGCCUGGCGCUGCUCGUCCCCUUCCGGGAGCGCUUCGAGGAGCUGCUGACCUUUGUGCCCUACAUGCACCGCUUCCUGAGCACCAAGAGGAUCCGGCAUCACAUCUUCAUCCUCAACCAGGUGGAUCAUUUCAGGUUUAACAGAGCAUCCCUGAUCAAUGUGGGCUUCCUGGAGAGUGGCAACGACACUGACUACAUUGCGAUGCAUGAUGUUGAUCUCCUGCCCCUCAAUGAGCAGCUGGACUACAGCUUCCCAGAGGCAGGACCCUUCCACGUGGCAUCCCCGGAGCUGCACCCGCUCUAUCACUAUCAGACCUAUGUGGGUGGUAUCCUGCUGCUCACCAAGCAGCACUACGAGAUGUGCAAUGGCAUGUCCAACCGCUUCUGGGGCUGGGGACGGGAGGAUGAUGAGUUUUAUCGACGUAUCAAAGGAGCUGGUCUCCAGGUUCGCCGUCCCUCUGGAAUCACAACUGGAUAUGAGACUUUCCAGCACCUGCAUGACCCAGCCUGGAGGAAGAGAGACCAGAAGCGUAUCGCUGCACAGAAGCAGGAACAGUUUAAGGUGGAUCGGAAGGGAGGACUGAACAAUGUGAGGUACCGGAUCGAGUCACGGACAGCUCUGAGUGUGGCAGGAGCCCCUUGCACCGUCCUUAAUGUCUUGUUGGACUGUGACACAAACGAGACCCCUUGGUGCACAUUUGGCUGAGCCAGUUGUGUCUCUGUGCUUGAGCCAACAUGUCAGGGCUGCUGCCCAGCUGCUUGGACAAAGCAGGAUCUUUGCAGUGGCUGAUCGUGGCGGUGAGAUGCAGAGGAACAGAAAAGGCCAAGAACCGGGCUUUGCUGGGUCUGACAGAAGAGGCUAAGAGCGGGACUCGGUGGCAUUGCUGCAGACACUGGUGCUGUCUCCCAGGGGAGAUGCAGGAUGCUGUUUUCCUGCUCUGGACAUGGCUGAGCUGCCACCCAGCUCAGAGGACAAUAAAGAACUAUUAGGGCACCUGUGUGUUUUGAGUGCCCUGGGCUGUGCCGUGCUGCUCCUUU